Molecule: messenger RNA, 333 nt
Organism: Brassica napus (rape)
Lineage: Eukaryota; Viridiplantae; Streptophyta; Magnoliopsida; Brassicales; Brassicaceae
Product: glutathione S-transferase T2-like
Exons: 1
Coding region: 1-333 (110 amino acids)
Source: RefSeq, a predicted model, not a curated record
AUGGAACAUGCAUGGAGGGAGUUGAGGCAUGACCAGAAAUGGGCCUCCACCAAUGUGGGUAAGGACGGUGGGAAUGAAAAGCGGAAACAAGUUGAUAUAGAAGAAGAAGUGGGAGAACCAGAGGGUAGACCUAUAGGGAUCAAGGCUUCUAAAGCUGCUGCUAAGAAGAAGAAGAAUGGUAAAGAAGAGUUGUUGUCACAGAUUCAGGCCAUAAUGGAGAUGAAGUCAAAAGUGUCAAAACAGAAGUUGCUUGAACGUCUACUUAGCAAAAAAGACCCACUCACUGAGAUGGAAACAUCUCUUAAGCUCAAACUCAUGUCUGAGAUGUUAUGA